AUGGGCACAAUAAAUUCAAUAGGGGCUGGAGUACCAUCUUCUUUUGAGGACAAGAAGGUCGGCACGCCUAGAUCUAGUAAGGAUUACGCUAGCAAAAAUUCGAAUUCGGUUCUUACGAAGAAUGUCAAAAAGAAAAUCAUCCCAUCGGAAAUAACUUCAUCUUCGACAGGUCAAUUGUACAAUGUAUACAGUUCACAAAAAUGCAGCAAAAGUGGGGGAACAUCAAUUGGAAAUGCAAAUUUUCGUUCCCCUGAAAGGUUUUCAGAUUAUUAUACGAAAGAAAUUACAAAUUCAAAUUCUGAUGACCCAAUUGGUUCAUCCAUUAUGAUGCAGGAUGAAGCGAAUGAAAGAUCAUCAUCAGUUAUGUCUGUCAAUAGCAAGCUGGAUGAUGCAAUGCGACCCACGGGAGGUAAUGAAUCGGCAGACUUCAAAGAUAUUGGAACACUAUCGGAUUUAACUAGCAGCAUCAAGAACGAAACGCAAAUAGGGGAUAAUGAGGCAAUUAACAGUUCUCUAUCUUCUAGUGAUACAAAAGAUUUUUCUAUACCCACGAAACACCAUAUAGUUAAAAAAAGAGCCAAUUCUACUUCUCUCGAAAGUUUAGAUACAUCUAGGACAAAACUUGACUUUGCGUUUGAUGACCUUUCUUCCCAGAAAUACAACUCCACAAUUACGGCGAAAGAUAAAACGAAUGCAAAAAAAUUACCCUAUUCAUUGGCCAUUGAUCCAUUUGACGUUAAAUCAACACAUUUUCAUGAUCACAGGUACUUACGACAUUUUCCAACGGUUCAUUUAAUUGACCAAGAAGAGUUUAUUGACAUGUUGAAACAUCAUUUUUUGACACCUCUGCCGAAAUCUGAUGAUGUUUUUCCAUGGUUACAUGGUAUUCACAAGAACAAUUAUGCGCAGUUACAAUUCUUAGGGGCAUGCGGAUGCAAUUAUAUGGAAAAGAGCAAAGAAAGGGUAAGGGAGGAUGAAGAGAAAAAUAGAGAAAUCGUAGAUCCAAUUCCAGAGCUUGCAAUGAGGCGUACUUCUUCGACUGAGAAGUAUCAAAGUUCAGUUAUGGAUACAAAUUCAGACUCCGAUGAUUCAGACGAUCCAGAUGCCUCUGUUAUUCCUUCACCAUAUAGACCAGCUACAAAUCUUGUCAAAGUAUCUUCUGAAUAUAGCGAUAUUAUAACUGAAUCAACAGGACUGAUCAGAAGUACCGUUUCGGCCGAUGAUGUUUUAGAAUCAUCGCAAUCGGUAACAGAUCUUAAUGCAUUUUUAACCUCAUUGAUAUCAAAGGUUGGUUUAAUUUUCCCGGUAUCCACCGAAACUAUUAUAGAUGAUUGCCUUUUGACGAGACUUUUGCCUGUGUUUAAGGACAUGGACCCGGAGUUUGGAGUCUCGUUGAGAAACUUUCAUAUUCAGGUAUCUAAGAUGAGCAAUGUGUCAGAUCUUGUUGUUUAUUGCUUUAAUGAAGAUCAUGAUCGCUGUGUAAAUGAAGCCGCUUGUCCCAAGCCGUCAUGCUUUGACUUUUCAACCGGGGAUUGCAAAUGUGUUUCAUUAUGUCGUCUUUUAAGAAUGGCUCAAUUGAUUUAUGCUAAAGAACAUCCAGAACUACAAGUUAGAAAGAGUAAAAAAGAUAAGAAUACCUUAUCUCUCAAGAAAAGCACCAAUAUAGACCAAAGCGUUAUAACAAAAUAUCACACCAUUCUGAUAUGCAAUCCAACACAAUCGCGCUUGGCCAAGUCUAAUCUUUUGGCAAUUCCUGUAAUGGAUUCCCAAAGUUCCUUGAAGGCACCGGAAGCACUCUGUUCACGUUAUGACUUGAAUGUUUUCAACAAUUGGGAUUCAAAUUAUCUAUACAGGGAACGUCUUGAAAUUUCAAAGAUGUCAACUGCUACCCCAAUAUCUACGGGCCAUGUCUGGCUUGGAAAUAUUACCGACUUUGAGUGUCUGCAGAUUAGGGUAAACGGAAACAAACAAAUACCCACUGAACAAUACAAAUUACCAGAUAAUCCGUUGCAUUGCGAUCCUUUUAACACGGUAGUUACUCUUACAAAGGAUCAAAUGGACCCCAAGAAUACCACAAAUGAAGAACUGGAUUCACACUUGAUAACGUUACCCAAAACAAGGUGGAGGUUGUUUAUUCAUUGCUACGAAGGUGCCGAAUUUACCAAUCUACAGGAACUCAAGAAAGUUUUCAUGAGUGGGAAGGAUAGUAUACCAUUGACUGACAUGCACAAUAUUAGUCAAGCACAAAUUGACUUCCCACCAUCGGGAUCCUUAACGCUUGUUGAUCUCUCAGAGGAGGAUAUUCUUAAUAUUGUUAAUAUUUGCAAGUUAUGUUACGCAUUUGGUGGAUCGGAUUUUCCAGCACUAUUGUAUUGUUCUGAUGGAUACACCGAAACAUCACUUCUAGCAGCAUGCUUUGUGAUGUAUGCAGAAUGUUUGUCACUUGAUGAUGCCCUUGUAAGCUUCACAAAGAUUAUGGAAUUUUCGCCUGUAAACACAAAAAGCCAAUAUGUUUUUCAUAAUGUGGAGAAGAAUGCAUUCACUUUUGAAGAGGAUGCUUCCUGCAUUAAAUCUAUUUUGUUAAGACCUAGGAGACGGAACACGGGCUUUGGUAGUAGUAGACGUGUUGGAGGUCCUGGCCAUUUUGGUAGCCGAGCCGUUGGUACUACUCUUGUUGGAACGAGACCGGUACCAAACGGAAGAGGCUACAACGGAGUAAACUUUUCUACAAACAAGCGGUCCCAUGCGGUUCAGAUGAGAGACAGAACAAGCAGAACACGACAAUUUUCGGGAAAAGUGGGAACAUCACGUGUUGGAUACGUCACUUCCAGUAUUGGAACCAGACCUGCUCCACAAAUGAUCACACACAAUACUGCAAAUUCAAGCAAUGAAAUAAGGGCCAUUCCAUUAUCUCGCAAUUCAUCGUCAACAUCACUUUCAUCAUUUUAUGCCACCCCACCACCACACCCUCUAGAACCAGUUAUGGGCUCUUUCCCAUCACAAAUAUUACCUUACAUGUAUUUGGGAUCGCUUGAGCAUGCUUCAUGCCUCUCUAUGCUUACAUGCUUGGGAAUCGAGUAUCUUGUGAGUGUUGGUGAAUUUGUGCCUUGGCUAGAUAACAUCCGGUAUACAACUUCCGUGACGAACUCAGGGUGCGAAAUUAUAACACCCAUACCAGAUCAGAGGGAUCCAGAAACGGACAGUUUGUGCAAUGUUAAACAGAUAAUGCUUAUGAAAAACAUAAAUGACGAUGGUGUUGGAACAAUUGUUACAAAGAUCAACGAUACCUUAGAUUUUAUUGAUACCUGCAGGAAAAAUUCAGGCAAAGUGUUAGUCCAUUGCCAAGUCGGAGUUUCCAGAUCUGCAACUGUUUGCAUUGCUGAGGUUAUGAAUAGAUUGAUGAUCAGUUUGCCAAGGGCUUAUAUGUACGUGAGGGUUCGCCGGCUAAAUGUCAUUAUACAGCCGAAUUUGAAACUGAUGUAUGAACUAUUUAAGCUGGAAGAGACAUUCAUCAAGAAAAGAAAGGCAAAUGGUAAUUUGAAAAAGAGAUUAGUCAUAAGCAACACCCCUGAGUUUUUAAGAGAGGUUGAUUGGUGUGUGUUUUGUCGUGAAAUAUUCAACUUAAAUAGGGCUUAUAUCAAGCCUGCCUGUUGA
Messenger RNA from Brettanomyces bruxellensis, 3654 nucleotides. RefSeq lists its product as uncharacterized. The transcript has 3 exons. Gene Ontology annotation, biological process: protein dephosphorylation; nuclear DNA replication. The coding region runs from base 1 to 3654 and encodes 1217 amino acids. The record is from RefSeq and is a predicted model, not a curated record. Gene Ontology annotation, molecular function: protein tyrosine/serine/threonine phosphatase activity. NCBI's taxonomy places the organism in Eukaryota, Fungi, Ascomycota, Pichiomycetes, Pichiales, Pichiaceae.